Messenger RNA from Aspergillus aculeatinus CBS 121060, 950 nucleotides. RefSeq names its product bZIP transcription factor JlbA/IDI-4. The coding region runs from base 189 to 857 and encodes 222 amino acids. Lineage: Eukaryota; Fungi; Ascomycota; Eurotiomycetes; Eurotiales; Aspergillaceae. The transcript has a single exon. Gene Ontology annotation, cellular component: nucleus. Gene Ontology annotation, molecular function: RNA polymerase II transcription regulatory region sequence-specific DNA binding; DNA-binding transcription activator activity, RNA polymerase II-specific. The record is from RefSeq and is a predicted model, not a curated record. Gene Ontology annotation, biological process: regulation of transcription by RNA polymerase II.
AUUGAAUGCCCUCCAGACAGACAGUCCCUCCCCUCCCUCUCAUACCUUACUUAUCCUUAUCUAUAACUAUUCCAUCCGGAUCGUUGCUCAUAAUGACUCUCAAGAAACCCGAAUCUUCGAAUCUCUUCUACCUCGCACACCUUGCACAUCUUGCACAUCUUGCACAUCUUGCACCCAUCGGUUGAGACAUGACCCUGCUCGCAUCCUCUAUCUCUCGAUCGCUCCCGUACAGCCCCAUGACCUCAUACUCGGAGUUUUUGUCGUGGGAUUCAGAGAUGGUCCAUCUCUUGGACAUUGAUCCCAUGUUAUUUCCACCCUCGUGUUAUGCGGAUCUCGACUCAAUCCCUACUGUCUCCCUCAUGCCACAUCCCCCUUUUGAAGGACAAAUCUCGAACACCAGAACGAUCGACGCCACGCUGAGUCGAUCGGCCUCCCCGAUGAGCAGCCACAACUCCUUCUUAUCGCCUGAAUCCUAUCCCAUCCACGACCUUGGCCAUUGCUCGCCCCUGCCUCAGACCUCCGUUCCGGCAGCCACAGCGCCACCCUCCCAAUCGACGACCACCACACCCCCUCGACGAGGGACCAAGAGAGCACGGUCGCAUUCAUCCACAGAAGACUCCACGGGGAGCGACAAUCUCUCGUCCCAAGACUCAGAGGAGGAGCGCAUCCAGGAGAAACGGCGGCGCAACAAGAUGGCUUCGCGGAGGUUACGCCAGCGACAAGUCGAGCAUGUCUCCGACCUGGAGUCCCGGCUGGGUCGAGUGACUCGCGAGCGUGACGAUCUGCGGUUACAGCUCGCCAAAUGGGAGGCGGAAGUCAUGGUGCUGAGGAAACUCGUCGGACAGAAGAUGGACUGAUGCUAUUGGGGACUGGCUUGAUGAUUUUUGCGGCUUAGUGGAGCGUUCCCACGAGCAUUCUUUUCUGAAUCUUUUAUAUACCCAGGAUUAUAG